Molecule: messenger RNA, 4462 nt
Organism: Neomonachus schauinslandi (Hawaiian monk seal)
Lineage: Eukaryota; Metazoa; Chordata; Mammalia; Carnivora; Phocidae
Gene: FAM81A
Product: family with sequence similarity 81 member A
Exons: 9
Coding region: 200-1306 (368 amino acids)
Source: RefSeq, a predicted model, not a curated record
GGAGCUGUGUCUUGAUCAGCACUGUUGAGGCUCAAUGAGUAUUUGCUGACUGGACUCAUUUCCUUGAUGAAAUCAGGUAGCGAACUGUGCAGGGUGAUCAUAGAGUUGUCUGCUAGCACCUGAUGUGAAUUAUUAAAAAGAAAAUGGCCCAACGGAGCACUGCAUUUCCUUCUCUCGUCACCGAGGAAAGGUAUAAUAUAUGGAAAAUAUGCAUCUAAGGCGAGUUAGAACCAUGCCCCGACACAGCCAGUCCCUGACCAUGGCACCCUACUCAUCUGUAAGCCUCGUGGAACAACUGGAAGAUAGGAUCCUCUGUCACGAGAAGACAACUGCUGCCCUCGUGGAGCACGCCUUCCGGAUUAAGGACGACAUCGUCAGCAGUUUGCAGAAAAUGCAGAACAAAGGGGGCGGUGACCGCUUGGCCAGGCUUUUCUUGGAGGAGCACAUCAGAAACAUAACUGCCAUCGUGAAGCAACUCAAUCGGGAUAUUGAGGUACUCCAGGAGCAGAUCCGGGCCCGGGACAACAUCAGCUACGGAACGAAUUCUGCCUUAAAGACUCUGGAGAUGCGUCAGCUCUCCGGUUUGGGAGACCUUCGGGGAAGAGUGGCAAGAUGUGACGCCAGCAUAGCCAGACUCUCUGCAGAGCACAAAACAACUUACGAGGGGCUCCAGCACUUGAACAAAGAACAGCAAGCUGCCAAACUUAUCUUGGAAACAAAAAUCAAAGAUGCAGAGGGACAGAUUUCUCAGCUUUUGAACAGAGUGGACUUGUCGAUAUCAGAGCAAAGCACCAAAUUGAAGAUGUCCCACAGAGACAGUAACCACCAGCUUCAACUUUUGGAUACAAAAUUUAAAGGUACGAUUGAGGAACUCAGUAAUGAGAUUUUAUCUGCACGGAAUUGGUUGCAACAGGAACAAGAACGGAUAGAGAAAGAACUUUUACAGAAAAUCGAUCAGCUUUCCUUGGUUGUUAAGGAAAACAGUGGAGCCAGUGAAAGGGACAUGGAGAAGAAGCUCAGCCAGAUGUCAGCCAGACUUGACAAAAUAGAAGAGAGUCAGAAGAAGAAUAUGGAAGUGCAGAGAACAAAACAAGAAGAGGAGAAAGUGCAUGGGCGCAUCAGCAAGUUGGAGUUACAGAUGAAUGAGGACAUGAAGGAAAUGAAAGCAGAAGUUGACGCUGGAUUUACAGCCAUCUAUGAAAGCAUAGGAUCCCUCAGGCAAGUUCUUGAAGCCAAGAUGAAGCUGGACAAGGACCAGCUGCAAAAGCAAAUCCAGCAGAUGCAGAAGCCAGAGGCUCCCAUGUGAAGGGAGCUGGGACAAGGACCUCACAAGUGGUUUUGCCAGUGGGCCGAGAACUGGAUACCUCCUUAGCUAGGCUGUCACCGCAUUCAGGAGUGUUCUAUUCAUGGCGUGCAUGUGCCAAGCAAUGUGUUUUCAUGGGUCUGAAUGUUUACCUUGAGUCUCAAAAACACUUUCUUUAAAAGUAUUAAGUACAAUUUUUACCACUCUAUUCCAUUUCUCUAAAUUCGAUGGAAUAUCCUCCCUGCCCCUAGAUUUGGAAAAGCUUUUAUCCCCUUCAUUUUAUGAAUGAAAAGACUUAACGACUUUCCUUCAAUGCUUGACGCUCUAGCCAAGACUUUACUAUUUUGAAAAAUGUCAUGGUGAUUUUUUUUUUAAUUAAGAAACUAAUGAAUUGUCACAGGAAUGUGUUGCUCCUCACCCUAAAUUAAGAGAAUGUCCUGGUAGAUUAGAAUUCAACCUUUUAGUCCAUAUUUGGAUUUUAUUAUUGUUAUCUGUGCAUUUCUUAGAUGGUUAUCUUGUAAAUCUUCUGUCUUUUGUAGGGAGAAGGGAUUUAACUUUUGGAAAACCACCCCCUGCCACCAUUUAUGUAAUGAAAAUAGCUUGAAGAUUGAUAACUUCCAUAUAUAUUGCAAAUUAAAAUGGAAACUUAAAACAGUUAUCUAGAUAAUGCAAGGCACCAUAUCCACAUCGACCACCUACUUAUACCAGGUUUUAAUAUUGAAAACUUUUUUCAAUUAUCCACAGCCUGUAUAGUGAUAGCCAUAUAUUUAAUAAUGGAAUGGUGGUUAAUAGUCUGUUUAUUGCACAAUUAAUUGUUUGUUAAUUAUAAUAGGAUGUGAGAAUUUUUCAGGCUUUAUGAUCUCCUCUCUAAAUGUUUCCAAAAUUGGCACAAAGUGCUAAGGUUUAUAUACACUUAUUGUAACUGUAUUCUUGUGCCUUGGUUUUACCAUGUCAAUGCACUGUAUUCUCUAAAAGUUUUACGGACAAAAUAGAAGGCAUGAUAAUACAUCAGAAUUAUGAUGUAAAAAUGGGAUCCUAUGUAAUUUUUAAAUGUUUAAAAAUUUUAUCACUGUUAAGACAUUAAUCAUUCAGUAGUAUUAAUGAAAUAGAAAUUCAUACUUUUGUAUGGACAGAGAAUCAAAUUGAUAUUGCAUUUAUAACACUGUCAAGAAACUUUCAUUUUGAGCAGCUUUGUAGAUGAUGGGUGUUUUCUUUUCAAUCGCCAUAUUUGAUUAGUCAUUGAAAAUUGGCACCAGUGAAAUUGUUCACCUGUGUUCGUACAAACCAAUGGUGAGACGCACACUGUUCUAAACUGUGAGGGUGCCCAGGAAAAGGAAAACAAUUCUUUAAAAUUUUUUUAAAAAUUGUUUUUUGUUUGCCAAGGACUCAGGAAAAUUAAAACAUUUUCUAUUUUUAGGAUAAAUCAUAAAUGAAAUAUGUAACUGGCUAUUACUGUUUACCCAUAUAAAAUAUGCUGCUAAAGUUCAUAGUAUAUUACCUUCAAUGGCUGGACAAAAAUUCUUUAAAAAUUUGGACCUGAGAAAUCAUAUAAGGAAUGUGUCAUCCAACACGUAGUUCCUUAAUUUUGUCACAAAUCUUUGCAUCAGUAUGUAGGAAGAUGAUUUCCACUUAACAAUGAAAAAACAAAGGUGAAUGCUCUUUUGCAAUCAGAAAGUGAAUUUCUUUUUUGUGAUAGAGUAAGCACAUCUAGGACAGUUUUCCCGGCUGAAGCACAAGCCACAGCACAGAGAGCUACGCCCCCUCCAGCGUCUCUCCUCUGUGGCCUCUGGAGGAGGAAGAGUCCGCACAUGGGACACGUGGGGAGAGGGGGAGCCAGGGGGCCAGCUGGACUCAGGUUGAGGGCUGACAUGAGCAGGUGACGGCUGGCUGUCCGCUGAAAUUGCUCAGGUGCUUCCAAUGCUGCCAACCUCGUGUCAUGAGCUCCAGCAAGGGUUCUCCACCCUGGCAACAUGCUGGAAUCGCCCAGGGCGUUCAAAAAGCUACUGAUGCCUGGGCUGCGCCCUAGGCCAGCCGAGCCAGAACCUCUGGGAGGUGGGACCCAGGCAUCCGUAGGCAUUGAAAGCGCCCGGGCGAUUCAGAGGCCACUCAGGUUGGAAGCCACUGAGCCACAGCGCACUCUUAUGACCAAAGUCUAAAUGAGGAUCAGCUUCCGUGUUCUUUCCUUUACCAGAAAUUUGCAAUAAAAGAAUAAAAUUUCCAAAUAAACAUGGUGUAUGAUUUUUAAAUUUAAAAGUAUUUUGGUGUGAGGCCACCUACUGGGAACUGGAAAGUCACAGGCAGCUGCUCCGCUUGGGGGUCUCCGAGGCCGCCGUGCCUUCUCGUGUCUGGACUCACGCCAGCUGGUGGUUGCUAGUGUGUGUUGUGUGCCUGUGCUGUGGACUUGGAGGUGUGUGUUCACUCAUUCAUGGCAGCAGCAAGGGCUGUUCGCUUUCCCGUUUCACAGAUGAGAAAAAUGGGAUCCAUGAUUCACACCAGGCAGACUGCUUCCACAGUCUGGGCACCUACCCGGUAUGCCGCUAUCCUACCUCUCAAGAUACAUCCUUGCUUCCCACGUAACUGACUCGCCAGGCCACCACCUGCAGCCCCAUCUCUACAGGACCUUACAGCUCCACCAUCGGAGUCCCUUUGCUUUUUAAUGUCCCAGUUCCAAACACCUACGAGGGAUAUCUCAGUAGCUUCACCUGAGUCAGAGGUCUUCCUCUGGUUUAUUGGUGGAGGCGAAGGAGGUGGGGCCAGUUGGUGCCACAGGACUGAGGGGUCCCAGGCAUUUCAAGCCCUGUGCUUGGUCUGUCCUAUGCAGUGGACUGCGGUUCUGUGCACUGGGAGAGGAGUUACGUUGGGUGAUUGCAGAGCAGAACAGAACGAUUCCCUCUAAACCAUGCUUAUCCCACUUGGCUCUCGGCCUGAAAAAAACCCGCACACCACUCAUGACAUCCUAGAAACUCAAUGGUAACUAGAUGGAGUUCUUCUGUCACUGUCCUCUUCUAGCUGUGUGACCUCGGGCAGUUCUCCUAACCUUUCUGAAUCUCGGUUUUCUCAUCUGCACAAUGGAAGUUAUAAUUGUUUAAAAGAGGCAGCUAGGUUACAAUUUUUGAAAUGCUGAAGUACUUAAUACAAUAUUGGGUAUUAGGUGGUCAA